AUGUCGACCCAACUCAUCUCCCAAAUCCGGACCAUCUCACAACCACCCUCCUCGGACAUCAAGACACAACAAGUGAGAUCCCACAUAGACUCCCAAUUUACAGACUUGGAUAAUUUACUCUACCCGCCCUCUGGAUCCAGUAAGCGACGGAAGAGGAAUCUGGAAGAGGAGAUAAAAAAUUGGGAAGAAAGAGAAAGGAAAUCUGCUCUGGAGCUCGAAGAAACCACCAAAUCCCUUCCCAAGCAGAUAAUAAAUACCCAAGCGAGAUUGCAAACGUUACUUUCCUCAGCUCAGGAGCUGUCUUUACAGAGAUAUUCAAUCGCAGACAAAUUGGCUAAUCUGGUUUCCGAUGUGUCUGAUGGUAAUUCACAUUCAACCGAUGAUGAUAGUGGUAUACGACAAAAACGUGAGAGUAUACUUGGACAACUUGAGGUACUUCAGAGUGAAUUGAGUAGGUUGGAAGCUGGUUUAGCAUGGGCGAAAGUAUUGGAACAAGUUGUCAUCCUCAGUGAAAAAACGUUGAAUCCCCUCUCACACAAGCCUUCACCUCUUGCUGCUCUACCGCAUUAUAGGCAGCUCAACGAUUUGGUGCAACGUCUAGAAGGGACGUUACCCCCGGAAAUGGCUUUGAUGAAAGUGGUCAUCGAAGUCGAGGAGAAUACUUGGCAAGGACUAAGAGAUCUCAUGGCAGAGAAUCUACUGAAAGCUUGUGAAUCCCUCGGAUGGCCUAAGAAAAUAAAAUACGAGAAUGUAUCUGCCGAAGCUAGACGAGCGUUUGAGACUGCUUACCAGGAUCUACUAUACCUACAAGCAGAAGGUGAAGAUCUUCAUGGCGAAGAAAGACCUUCACACUGGUCAAUUGAGAAAGGUCUGUAUCCCAUUCAAGCAAUGAUCAAACCUAUAGAAUUGAGGUUUGAAUAUCAUUUCAUGGGUACGAAGGGUACCAAUAGAGUGGACAAGCCUGAAUGGGCAUUCGCCAACAUCCUAGAUCAGAUAUACGAACAUCAAUCAUUCCUCUCCACCUACCUUCAACAACUAUCUUCUAAAGCUGGAUUUGAAGAUAUAGACAUCAAAUCUGAAUUCACUUUAUUACUAUUCCCCAUUCUCUUGGGACUGCUAAGAGCGAGGAUACCGCAUCUACUUGAACAUCCUGCGUUACUCGCUCAUACGAUAUAUCAGACUGUCAUAUUCGAUGAGGCUGUCAAAGAGGGUGGAUUUGACUUGGAUGCAACGUCGAUAUACGAAGGUCGAGAAUCACCAGCUUGGGAGGGAUUGAGUGGUGUGGUUUUGAAGGAGAAUGAUUGGUUUGAAAAGUGGUUGUUGGGUGAAAAGAAAUUCGCCGAUACCCAGCUGAAUGAGAUUAUAUCAUCGCCUGAAGCUUGGACGAUAAGCGAUGAAGUGAAUGAAGAGGAUGAAGGGCAAUCGAGUGGAUUGAAACCCACUGUCAGUGCUAGACAGGUGAAAGCUUUGGUCGAGCAGAUAACGGACCGCUACGCUCCCCUGCCAGAUCUCACGUACAAAUUACCUUUCUUACUCUCCGUCCAACUACCGAUUCUUCAAGCUUAUCAGACCCGUAUAUCCGGGUCGUUGGACGCUUUUGAAACUCUCUCAUCAGCUUUCGUACGUGCUGUACCAGGCGCACUGGCUGGUAACACCAGAAGCGGUGUGCAUAUCGAUCAAGCCAAGUUGACCUCUGGUAAGAAUGGUCUGGAGAGACUGAUGAAAGCUUGGUUAUCUGGUCAAUGGAUACAGGAGGGCAUGACAAGAUGGGGUGAUGAGCUGUUCUUUGUCGAGGUAGCUUCGAACCUUGCGUCAUCACCAGCACUAAAAUACAGAUACUCCUCAGACCCCCUGCUCCCCUCUGUUUUUAAGCACACUUCAUCUACCGAAGUGGGUCCCACGACAUCGGUAUUUGAUGUGCUACUCGAGAGGUAUGAUCAUCUCACCUCGAGAGCAGAAGAUAUGAUAGUGAGGUUGAUUACGGUGGAAACGGAGAGUGACCUGAAACAGCAUUUAACAAGAAAAUGGGAUCGACCCCCUUCUUUGGAGCCUACCGAGCCAUCUCCACAUCUCCUAGCGGCACUGACAACCUACUCUUCCCAUCUCCGAUCAUUGACGUCGACUCUACCUCAAGUAGUCGUAUCUAGGUUAUACAGAAGGAUAGUAGAUCAUUUGUCUAAUCACAUACUCCAGAGAGGUGUAUAUGCAGGAUGGUCCAAAUUCACUGAACAUGGUGGUAUAGACUUACAAAUGGAAGUGAAAGAAUGGAAAGAAGUUUCUUCCAACUCCCUUGGUGAGAACUCGAUAAUCCCCGUCAAUACCUUCUGGAGAAAGCUUGAUGAUAUUUCAAAUAUUCUGGCUUUGCCUUCUGGCGAAGCGGAGGAUAAGGUGACGUUUGCGCAGGCUAUGGCUAGUGCAUGGGAUGGAGAAGAAGGAUUGAAGGUGUUUAACGAGAGAUUGGGAGUAGAUAUGGGUAGGGAGGAAUUGCAAAGUGUAUUGAGAAGGAGAGUGGAAUGUUGGAGGUAG
Molecule: messenger RNA, 2526 nt
Organism: Kwoniella mangroviensis CBS 8507
Lineage: Eukaryota; Fungi; Basidiomycota; Tremellomycetes; Tremellales; Cryptococcaceae
Exons: 10
Coding region: 1-2526 (841 amino acids)
Biological process (GO): endoplasmic reticulum to Golgi vesicle-mediated transport; regulation of ER to Golgi vesicle-mediated transport; retrograde vesicle-mediated transport, Golgi to endoplasmic reticulum
Cellular component (GO): Dsl1/NZR complex
Source: RefSeq, a predicted model, not a curated record